AUGUCCAGAACUCACGAAAUUGAAUUCUUGGCCAACAAUUUCAUUAUUUACCAUUUUUCUACCGCUGCCAUUCUACUUGAACGGAACGACGUCUCGAGACGCUCCACCUCUGAAGCCAACAUAUUAUCGAAGAAAUUGAGAACUACAAUUUCCAAAAUCAGUAACCUCCUAAAUUCCCAAAUGACACAAAAAAUAGGCUGUCUACAGCUUUGUCUAUGCCGUCACACUGUAUGGAUGGAAGCAACGAGACGCCUCGAUUCCCGCUGUCUGUCCCCCACGCCCGGAUAG
This is a messenger RNA of Colletotrichum paranaense, 288 nucleotides long. RefSeq lists its product as uncharacterized. The record is from RefSeq and is a predicted model, not a curated record. NCBI's taxonomy places the organism in Eukaryota, Fungi, Ascomycota, Sordariomycetes, Glomerellales, Glomerellaceae. The transcript is spliced from 3 exons. Bases 1 to 288 code for a protein of 95 amino acids.